AGAUCGAUCAAAAAAGCAACAAACACUCAAAACACAUUUCUAGAACACAAUCAAAACAAAAACAUAUUAUAAGAAAAAAUGUCGAAUAUGAUCGUCAAGAAUCAACUAAGAUCUAUAAGCUUACCUUCAAGAUCGCAUCCAAGCACGACCGGGAUCGAGAAAGCUCUUAACAAGGUUAAUUCGAUUAACACCACGACUGGUUCGUCCGAAUCAGUCUUGAUGGGCUUGGCGGGUUUGGAGGAGCUCUACAAUUGUACGGAGGAGUUUCUGAAAAUGGGCUCAACGCAACGGGUUUUGUCGUCGGAUGGAUCCGAGUUCAUGGAGGAAAUGCUUGACGGUUCGUUGAGGCUAAUGGAUAUAUGCAGCGUUUCGAGGGAUCUCAUGGUGGAGACUCACGAGCAUGUUCGUGGUGUUCAAUCAUGUCUCAGGAGAAAGAAAUUAGCCGGAGGAGGAGACCAACUCGAUGUCGUCGUCUCGGGGUAUGUCGGAUUUAGAAAGAACAUGAGAAAAGAAGCUAAGAAGCUUCUUGGAUCCUUGAAGAACAUUGAUGGAGGACUAACUUCAUCAUCAUCGGUAAAUAACGUUCAGCAAGAAGAACAUCUUGUGGCGGUUAUAAAUGUCAUGAGACAAGUAGUUUCCGUUAGCGUCUCGGUGUUGAUGUCGUUUUUGGAGUUCUUGUUGGGAAGAAGACAAAGUAACAUUAAGAGCAAGCUGGCUUCGGUACUAAAGAAAAAGAAGGUCCAUCAUGUUGAGGAGACCAAGAACGAGUUGGAGAGUUUGGAUUCCGCGAUAUGCUGUUCUUGUGAUGAUCUUCAAAAGAAGCUUGAGGAGGUUGAGAUGAGCAUCGAUGGGUUCGAGAAGAAUCUAGAAGGGUUAUUUCGAAGGUUGAUAAGAACACGAGCCUCGCUUCUCAACAUAAUAUCACAUUAGAUUUUAAAUUAUUCAUGUAAUUUAAUGUAACCAUCAGAGGCAGUCGACUUUAGAG
Messenger RNA from Arabidopsis arenosa, 985 nucleotides. Lineage: Eukaryota; Viridiplantae; Streptophyta; Magnoliopsida; Brassicales; Brassicaceae. The record is from the annotation of a GenBank genome assembly.